AUGAGUAUUGAACUCCUGUCGAACGCCGCAAGAGCCGUCUGGUCAAGCAAAUCUUGGCCUUUCAGUCCGACCACCGGCGAAGCUUACCCGUCCAACGCCACAAGUAUUGAACUCCCCGAGACUUACCUGACCGAUACCGUGAGUAUUGAUCUCCCGUCAGAUGCCGGCGAGAGCCUCCCAGCCAGACAACCUUACCUUUUCCAUCCUACGGUCGGCGAGGCUUACCCAUUCAAUGCUGUGAGUAUUGAUCUCCCAUCAGAUGCCGGCGAGAGCCUCCCAGCCAGACAACCUUACCUUUUCCAUCCUACGGUCGGCGAGGCUUACCCAUUCAAUGCUGUGAGUAUUGAUCUCCCAUCAGAUGCCGGCGAGAGCCUCCCAGCCAGACAACCUUACCUUUUCCAUCCUACGGUCGGCGAGGCUUACCCAUCAGAUGCCGUGAGUCUUGAUCUCCCGUCGAAUGCCGGCGAGAGCCUCCCAGCCAGACAACCUUAUCUUUUCCAUCCUACGGUCAGCAAGGCUUACCCAUCAGAUGCUGUGAGUCUUGAUCUCCCGUCGGAUGCCGGCGAGAGCCUCCUGGCCACACAACCUUACCUUUUCCAUUCUGAGAAAAUACCAAAACCCAAAGUGAUCAUUAAACCUGAUCAACAUGUAUUCAGAGGAGAGACAGUCACUCUCAGAUGUGACAUUGAUGGUGAAGGAGUCACUAGCUGGCAGUACAGCUGGUAUAAAGAUGGUUCAGCUAAUGCUUUCAGUGAACUGCAGGAACACACAUUCAGUCCUGUUACUGAGUCAGAUGCAGGUAAAUACUCCUGUUAUGGAGCAGAGAGAGAAGGAUCAUGCAUAUCAAACAUGAGUGAUGCAGUUACACUGACAGUAUCAGAUACAGCCCUAGCAGUUUUAAGUGUUUCUCCACAGAAGUGGUUGACUGAAGGAGAUCCAGUGACUCUGAUCUGUGAGGUUUACGGCUCCUCUACAGGCUGGACAUUCAGCUGGUGCACUGUGACUCUUUCAUCAGACAGCAGUGGUCAAUAUGCUCUGCUCUCAGACAGCAGCAGAGGAGCUGGAGGAAACUACAUUGUUAGUUCUGCUGCUCUAAAUCACACAGGACUUUAUGUGUGCACAGCAGAGAGAGGACAACCAGCCUAUAAGACAGCCUUCAGCAACAAACAACCACUAUGGGUCACUGGUGUUUCUCCUCCAGUCUCUCUGAUCAUCAGUCCCAGCAGAACUCAACACUUCAACCUGGUCUCUGUCUCUCUGAGUUGUGAGGACCAGAGUAACUCUGAUAGAUGGAGAGUGAGAAGUUACACAGACCAUUGGGGGCUGGAAGAUUGUUCAUCAUCAGUGUGGGGAUCACAAACAGGGUCUACAUGUAAAAUCAGCUCUACCAUCCCAUCAAACACUGGAGUGUACUGGUGUCAGACUGAAUCUGGAGAGAACUAUCAUCCUGUUAAUAUCACUGUACACAUUGGUGUGAUUCUGGAGAGUCCUGUUCAUCCUGUGACGGAAGGAGAUACUCUGACUGUGCGCUGCUUAUAUCCAUAUACAAGCCCACCAAACCUCAGAGCUGAUUUCUAUAAAGAUGGAUCACUCAUCCAGAAUCAAACUACAGAGAUGAUCAUCUCUACUGUCUCAAAGUCACAUGAGGGUUUCUACUACUGCAAACACUCAGAGAGAGGAGAGUCACCCAAGAGCUGGAUCUCAGUCAGAGUUCACUGGCCACUUACUUUCAGGUAUUUCAGGAGAAAUGGGUGA
Messenger RNA from Sinocyclocheilus rhinocerous, 1755 nucleotides. Its product is annotated as Fc receptor-like protein 5. Gene Ontology annotation, molecular function: transmembrane signaling receptor activity. Gene Ontology annotation, biological process: cell surface receptor signaling pathway; immune response. Bases 1 to 1755 code for a protein of 584 amino acids. NCBI's taxonomy places the organism in Eukaryota, Metazoa, Chordata, Actinopteri, Cypriniformes, Cyprinidae. The record is from RefSeq and is a predicted model, not a curated record. Gene Ontology annotation, cellular component: external side of plasma membrane. The transcript has 8 exons.